Molecule: messenger RNA, 1293 nt
Organism: Phytophthora sojae
Lineage: Eukaryota; Oomycota; Peronosporomycetes; Peronosporales; Peronosporaceae
Exons: 3
Coding region: 1-1293 (430 amino acids)
Biological process (GO): transmembrane transport
Cellular component (GO): membrane
Molecular function (GO): transmembrane transporter activity
Source: RefSeq, a predicted model, not a curated record
AUGGCGAUGUGGGGCGUCAAGACCGUCACGGACCCGGAGAACAACUCGAGCGAGCUGCUCUCGGGCGACGACACGAAGGUCGUGGUGGCCAUCUCCGUGGGCAUGGCCGUCGUGUCCAUGGUGCUGGCUCUGCUCAUGGUCAAGCUCAUUGUGGCCUACGCGCGGGUGAUGAUCCUGUUUGUGCUGUGGUUUAACGUGGGCAUUUCGUUCGCCCUGGCGGCGUACGGAUUCGUGAUUGGCAACAUCUUCAUUGCCAUUAUCGGAGCGCUGAUUGCCCUGCUCAACCUCUGCUACGCGCGCGCCGUGCAGCACCGUAUCCCGUUCGCCGUUGCCAACUUGCGCGUGGCCGAGGGAGCCAUCGCCAAGCACUGGUCCACGUACAUUGUGUCGGUUGUGUUCACCAUCGUGCAGAUCGCUUGGGUGGUGAUCUGGGCCAUGGCGCUGCUGGGCGUCGCCAACAAGAUCGCGGAGGAUAACCCGAGCAGCACCAACACAUCGACGACGACCUCGACGAAGUCCACGUACAAGCAGUCGGGCAGCUCCUACGCCGCGUACUUCUUCCUGCUGCUAUCGUUUUACUGGGGUCUCCAAGUUUUCAAGAACGUGGCCCACACGACUGUUGCGGGCACUGUUGCGACGUUCUGGUACAACGCUGAGUCGGGUGGGGCUACAGCUGCCUCGCUGAAGCGCAGCACUACGACGUCGUUCGGCUCCAUCUGCUUCGGCUCGCUUAUUGUAGCUUUCCUGCAGGCGCUUCGCGCGUUGGCGGAGAGCGGCCGUCAGGACGGAAGUGCGUUGGCCUGCUUUGCCGAGUGCAUCCUGGGCUGCCUGCAGUCGCUCAUGGAGUACUUCAACCGCUGGGCCUACGUCUACGUCGGCAUCUACGGCUACAAGUUCACGCAGGCUGGCAAGGCUGUAUUCCAGCUCUUCAAGCAGCGCGGCUUCGAUGCGAUCAUCAACGAUGACCUCAUCGGCAAUGUGCUUGGAUUCGCAGCACUCGGUGUUGGCCUUAUCUGCGCUGGUGUUGGUGCGCUGAUUGCGGAGACGACCGACGCGGUCACCUUCCAGAACAGCACCGCGUUCCUGGCGAUCCUCGGCUUCGUGAUCGGCAUCGGCGUUGCCGUCACGCCGCUCGCCGUCAUCGACAGCUCAGUGGCCACGAUCUUCGUCUGCUUCGCCGAGGACCCCGCUGCGUUCCAGCGCUCGCACCCGGAGCUCUACGCCCCGCUGGUGCAGGAGUGGCACAACCUCUACCCGGAGAUCAUGGUGCAGGCAGGAUACUGGUACGCGUAG